CUGAUUUUUAUCAACGAUCUGCCAAACUGCCUACAUUAUAGCACCCCAAGACUCUAUGCUGACGACACCAGUCUAACGUUUUCCGACUGUACGGUUCAGACCCUUGAAAGGCAAAUGGAGCUCGACCUUAGUUUGAUACUAGUUUGGUUACGGGCUAACAAAUUAACACUGAAUACACUCAAGUCAGAAUAUAUGGUAAUURGCUCAAGACAGAGGCUUAAUGCCAUAGACGUAGACUCCUUAGAGCUUUCCAUUAAUGGAACUCCUUUAACUAGAGCCGACACGGUAAAAUGUUUGGGAGUCCAUUUAGACCAACAUCUGACUUGGGACUCUCACGUUGCCCAUAUUACCAAGAAGGUUGUAAGCAACCUAAGUGUUUUAAAGAAAAUCAAACCAUUUUUAAACAGAGAGUGUCUGCUCAGGGUUUUCUUUACAACGGUCAAUCCUUAUUUCGAAUAUUGCAAUCUAGUAUGGGAUGGGAUUGAUCAAAAACGUGCAGACAAACUCCAAAAAUUACAUAAUCGUGCUGCCAGAAUAAUCACUAGUGCUCCUUAUGAUAAAGUCAGAACACGAGAUGUCUUCCGGGACCUGAACUGGAAGCCUUUGCGUGUUUCUAGACUUGUGAGUAAGGCAGUCAUGAUGUUYAAAAUUGUUAAUGGCUUGGCCCCUCCUUACUUGGUCGAUCUUUUUCAAAAGGAGGUGGGGUCAAACCAUUACAGUCUACGCAAUUCAUUUAAAAACCUACAACUUCCUAAAGUUCGUGGGGAACAUCUAAAGAAUAGUUUCGCAUAUACCGGCGCAAAACUUUGGAACUCGCUACCAAAAAGUCUUAAGGAGGAGGAAUCUCUCCAUGCGUUUAAACGCAAAAUUAAAAAUUACGAUUUUUGCGUGGACAACAUUAGUUAUAGAUAGAUAAUUUUAUUAUUGUAUUGAAACCAAAUUAGCCAAAGUUAAACUUUGUAAUAUUUUUUUAAUUUAAUUCUCUUGUACGGCCUCUAGGGAGACCAGCGUAAAGUUGAUAGAGCUACCGUGUUUAAAUAAAGUUUGUUAU
Exaiptasia diaphana is the source of this 1051-nucleotide messenger RNA. RefSeq lists its product as uncharacterized. NCBI's taxonomy places the organism in Eukaryota, Metazoa, Cnidaria, Anthozoa, Actiniaria, Aiptasiidae. The transcript has a single exon. The coding region runs from base 115 to 912 and encodes 265 amino acids. The record is from RefSeq and is a predicted model, not a curated record.